This is a messenger RNA of Phaeoacremonium minimum UCRPA7, 1914 nucleotides long. Its product is annotated as putative mfs aflatoxin efflux protein. Gene Ontology annotation, biological process: transmembrane transport. Gene Ontology annotation, molecular function: transmembrane transporter activity. The record is from RefSeq and is a predicted model, not a curated record. Lineage: Eukaryota; Fungi; Ascomycota; Sordariomycetes; Togniniales; Togniniaceae. Bases 1 to 1914 code for a protein of 637 amino acids. The transcript has 5 exons.
AUGGUGAAGAACUUUUUCAAGCGAGGCAAGAAAGAGGAGGCGGCGACCAAUGUCGUUGCAGACGGAUCGAUCACGUCUGCGCCUCACCCAGACCCGAAUGCGACCAAGGGCGAGAAUGGUGCUGAGGCACAGCCAGAGGGGCUCGCGCCCACGAGAACAACGGCAACUGAGGAUAUCGUCUACCCAUCUGGACUGAAACUGGCCCUUCUCAUGACCUCCGUCUUCGUGAGCAUGUUUUUGGUCGCCCUAGAUCGAUUAAUUAUUUCUACUGCCAUUCCUCAGAUCACAGAUGACUUCCACUCUGUCACGGACAUUGGCUGGUACGGUAGCGCGUAUCUGCUGGCUACCUGCGCCUUUCAGCUGCUCUUUGGCAAGCUCUACACGUUUUACAGUGUGAAGCUUGUGUUCUUGUCGACUGUCGCUUUGUUCGAAAUUGGCUCUGCCAUUUGUGGCGCCGCCCCGAAUUCGAUUGCAUUUAUUAUAGGCCGGGCAAUAGCCGGUGUUGGAUCUGCUGGCAUCUUCUCCGGUGCUAUUGUUAUCAUCGUCUAUGCUGUCCCACUGCACAAACGUCCCUUGUUCCAGGGCAUUUUUGGGGCCGUCUUUGGACUUGCAUCGGUCAUUGGUCCUCUUCUUGGAGGCGCUUUCACAUCAAAAGUGACUUGGAGAUGGUGUUUUUAUAUCAACUUGCCCUUCGGCGGGAUUGCGAUGCUUUUUAUCGCCUUCCUCCUCCAUAUCCCUGAUCGAGACACGACUCAUCUUUCUGCCAAAGCGAAGCUGUCACAGCUCGAUGCUGUGGGAACCUCCGUCUUCAUCCCCGGUUCCGUUUGUCUGCUCCUUGCCCUCCAAUGGGGAGGUCUUGAGUACUCUUGGAGCAACUGGCGCAUCAUUUUGCUCUUGGUGCUCGGCGGUGUGCUUCUCAUUAGCUUCGUGCUAGUUCAGAUCUUCAUGCCCAAUACGGCGACUGUCCCUUCUCGGAUUUUCCUGCAGCGCAGUAUUAUGGCUGGCUUCUGGUCUACCCUUUGCAUCGGGUCGCAGAUGAUGAUCUUUGUUUACUAUCUUCCCAUCUGGUUCCAAGCCAUUAAGGGUGUAUCUGCUGUCGAUUCCGGCAUUAGACUGCUUCCUAUGGUUCUACCGAUGGUUGUGGCAUCAAUGGUUACUGGUGUCCUCGUCUCAAAAGUGGGCUAUUACACGCCGUUCAUGCAAUUCGGCGUAUGUCUGCUGUGCAUCGGUGCUGGACUUUUGACAACACUCCAAGUCAAUACCGGACAAGCGAAGUGGGUCGGAUAUCAGUUCAUCUACGGCUUAGGUAUGGGCUGCACAUUCCAAGCCCCUAACCUGGCAGCUCAAACCGUCCUCCCAACGCGUGAUGUCCCGAUCGGCACCUCGCUUAUGUUCUUUUCUCAAUUGCUUGGCGGUGCUGUCUUCAUUUCCGUCGGCCAGAACGUCUUGAACAACCGGUUGCUAUCAGGAUUGAAGGGUAUUCCUGGACUCGAUGCGUCAUUCAUUCUGAACAAUGGCGCCACAACCAUCACGAACCUCCCCGACUCAGUCAAGCCUCGCGUACUAGAUGCUUACAACGAGGCGUUGCGAAGAGUCUUCCAGGUCGCCUUGAUUCUGACCUGCCUAACAAUCUUUGGCGCGCUCGCCCUCGAGUGGCGAAGCGUCAAGGAAAAGAAGAACAAGCAGGGCCAUGCUGCUGAGGAGGGCACCGCCGCCGGCAAGGAAUCGGAGCUCGAGACUGAGACCCAGGCGGGUCGCGAGACCGAUCUCGAGGAGACAAAGGCGCAGUCUAAGACCGCUUCUCAGCGUUUAUCUCAAGAUGCCGAGAAGGAGGCCAGGCCUGUGUCAGCAAAAUCUGAUGACCAGACUGUCACUGGUGAUCCAGAGAAGGAGUUGAAGGAGAUGAAAGCAUGA